GCAAAAACCUUUGAUUCUGUACGGCGGAGGAAUAGAUUUCUCGCACUCUAUAGGUACUAGUUUGAGAAGCUAUCGGUCGGAAGCAGAGUGCAUAUAGAGACGACGGGGUGCGCCGUGUGUGAAUAUAAGCUGCUCAAGAAAUAAGGAAGAAAAAUAAUAGUGACUUUCGUUUCGGACAUUACUUCGCUCGCUUUCCUUGAUUGUGGAUUUUGCGUAGUCCACAGCAGGUAGAAGGAUAAGAAACUUCCAAAUUUUGCAGGUAGAAGCCUGUGCCGCGAAAGAGUUUUCCGCGAUUCGCAGUUUUCAGUGGGGGCGCAACACAAAGUGCUUCAGGGGAAGGAAAAUUUGCGUCGCUCGCGAAGAAAAGUGUCAGUUUUGCUUGGUUUUCGGUCGAUUUUUCGUCGUUACGCCAGUGAUAGGGAAAAAUACAGGAAAAGAUACCCUGGCCAUUUCAUCCCGAAUCGGUGGUAAUCAUCGUCAUCCAUAGUGAGGGGCCGCUGUUCAGAGGGAUGAGUAAGGUUUAUUGAUUUGCAGUGCGAAGAGGAGAAAAAAAGUGUAAUAUUUUGCUUCGUUUUACCAUUGCCUCAGCUUCGCUCCUGUCACCUCCGCCCUAGCUCUGGUAGGAAGGGAAAGUCAAAGCAACCCUUGCGUUUGGAUGCGGAAAAUCUGGAACAGAAGUGUCAUCCUGAAGGAAAAAAUCUGAUUCACAGGAAGUGAAAAGUUAUAAAAGUCAAGCAAGAAAUUUUAAAGUUCUAGAAGAAGAAUUUUGCCCAGAAGGAAAGUGAAAAUUUUCAUGGGCAAAAAGAAGCAAAUGCAUUAAUUUGGAGCGAAGAAAAUUACUGCUUGACGCCAGAAUUCGAUGCACCGCAAAGAAAUCGUAAAUCCAAAGCUAGAUGAAGAUAGCGUUUUAAGCAAUUAAAAGUUAGUGGAUCAAAUGUGAAGAAAAGUGUGAUGCAAUAAAGUUAAUAAAUCAGUGUUGUUCUGGUAGUGUUGAGUGUUAUUUGUUGCAAAAGUAAAACGACGCAGAAGAACGGAACGGAACGUAAGUGUUAUUGUGUUGCAAAAGGUCCCCGAACCACCACUGUUUAGCAGCCACCAUUCUCCAUCCUCGUCAUCAUGGAACUGGUUGGGAACUUUGAGUACAACAGUAAGGACCUGAUAGGCCACGGGGCUUUUGCCGUGGUUUUCAAGGGACGGCACCGGGAGAAACAUUUCCCCGUUGCGAUCAAAAGCAUCACGAAGAAAAGCCUCGCCAAAUCGCAGAGUCUGCUCGGCAAAGAAAUCAAGAUCCUGCGGGAGCUGAGCGCGUUGCAUCACGAGAAUGUCGUAACACUGCUGGCCUGCACCGAGAAGGACCACAACGUCUACCUGGUGAUGGAGUACUGCAACGGUGGUGACUUAGCGGAUUAUCUGGCCGUGAAAGGAACACUCAGCGAGGACACGAUACGACUGUUUUUAUGUCAAUUAGCAAGUGCAAUGAAGGCAUUAUAUGCAGUCGGCGUCGUCCAUCGGGAUCUCAAACCACAGAACAUUCUGCUGUCGCACGGCUGCGGGAAGCACCUUCCGGUGCCCUCGAAAAUCACCCUGAAAAUAGCCGAUUUUGGUUUUGCCCGGUUUCUGCAGGAUGGAAACAUGGCGGCAACCCUCUGUGGAUCUCCCAUGUACAUGGCACCAGAAGUGAUUAUGUCGCUGCAGUACGACGCUAAGGCUGACCUGUGGUCUCUGGGGACCAUAGUUUUCCAGUGCCUGACCGGCAAGGCACCAUUCCAAGCCCAGACCCCACAGGAGCUGAAGAUGUUCUACGAAAAGAACGCCAAUCUAGCCCCAAAAAUUCCACCUGGAACGUCGAAAGAGUUGACCGACCUGCUGAUGGGUCUGCUGCGACGGAACGCCAAAGAACGGAUGAACUUCGACACAUUCUUCAACCAUGCCUUCCUGCAGCGACAGACUACUCCACAAAAUAGCGAAAUUCCUCAAUCAUCUGCCGCCGGUCCGCAAACCACACCCGGUAAGGUUACUAGUCCUCAUCAGAAAACGGCCAUGUCACCCCAGCAACAGCAGCAGCUACUCUUACGGCAUCAGCAACACCAGAAUCAACUCCAGCAGCAACAACUUCAACAGCAGCAACAACAGCAGCAGCAACUUCUUCUGCAGAAGCAACAACUACAGCAACAACAGGAACAACAAAAACAGCAAACGUUGGAGAACAACAACGUGCCACUAGAGAUCGACGACAGCGUGGCGACGAUCGCAAGCGCGAACAACACCUCCAACAGCAGUCAGGACAACUCGGACGACUUUGUGCUAGUACCGAGCAAUCUGCCGGUAGAUCCAUGCAGCGGAAAUUAUGACAAGAGCAAACCAACUAGAGUGCCUCAGACAGCUUCGAACGCCCAGGCGAGUCCACCGCGACCUAGCACGCUUCCGAUCUCGGAACCGAAGCCCGUUCCGUCGUCAGCUAGAAAGCUUUCCCGACAGCAGAGUCAAACACCACCAAAGAAUAUCCCCAAUGCAAUACCUCGAUCUCAGCCGAUCACCAUGAAACGGUCCGAGCAUCGAAACAGCAAUUGUGAUAUCAGCUCAAUCUCGCCGCCGGCCGUGCAAUUCGCGAUCGGAACUCCGCCCACCGGUAGCCGUCGCCGAUCGACGUCCGGUGGUUCGCUCUCGGAAACGCCUCCACCGCCUUCCUGCUGGACGGUGAGUCCGGCAUCGCAUCACUCGCCACUGCGCCGGUCCGACACCAGUUCACCAGUAUUAUCGCACGCCCUAUCGAAGCUACCGGCCCUCGGCAGUCCAACGUUGCUGACCAACGACAACAACAAUAUGCAUCCCUUGGGAACUCGGGCGUUCACCCUGCCGGAAAUGGGCGCCACAGCUGGCCUCGGAAGUUACCUAAACGAUAACAAUCUGGACGAUCACCCGAUCAACUUCCACGCACCGGAACUGCCGGCUGAAACGCUGAUGGAUCGUGAACACAAUGAAACCGUGGCAAAGCUGAAUUUCGUCAUCGCCCUCACCGACUGCAUCCUGGAGGUGGCGGAUUCGCGUUGUGCCCCUCUCUCGGCACUGAUGUCCGCCGAUGCCCAACCCAUUGCUCCGCACGCUCCGGAACACUGCAAACGAGCGGAACGGCUUGUUCUGCUGGUACGAGCUCUGAAUCUGCUCGCAUCCGGAAUGCAUCUAGCGUCGUCUAACCUGCAGAGCGGCCAGCUCAAACCGUCGGAUGCGGUUAAAAGUGUGUUAUCGUGCAUGCACUCGCGAUACAGAUCGACGCUGUGCGAGUCCAAGAAGCUGAACGGAACAGGACUGCUUCAGCGGGCAGGGGCUAGCAAUAUUACUGCAGAUAAGAUUCUGUACGAUCAUGCGAUACAAAUGUGCCAAUCGGCCGCCUUGGAUGAGCUGUUCGGCAAUCCGCAGGAUUGCUUCACUCGGUACCAGUCGGCCCAAAUUCUUCUCCAUUCGCUGGCGCAAAAGUGCAGUCAUCCCCAGGAUAAGCUACUUUUAUCGAAAUACAAGGACGCCGUCGAGAAGCGCCUGUACAUCCUGCAGCAGCAGGGCUACAUCUACGAGCGGUCUUGAACUAGCGCCCUGCAGACGCUCAGAAGACGUCUGUCGAAAAUCUUCUGACUAGAUGAUGCUCCUGCGGCUGCUGCUGCUGCUGCUGCUGCUGCCGUGACGGCAUCUAUUGGCACCCCGGCCAGUUGGGGUGCGGUCUGAGCGCGACGUCUGCUCGUCGCCGUCACCUAAACAUAUUAUUAAUCAGAGAGUUAUGUGAAUGAGCGUGAAUGAGUGAGUACCUCUUAUGCUAUAUAGCUACGAUAGCGAUCGUGUGAGUUUGAAACGUGUGGAACUAUGGAAAACGAACUUCAAAGGGAAGUUCUGGCGAAUGUGUAACGUGCAGCUCGAUUUAGACGUGUGAGAUUUGUGAAGUGCGGUAGGAUUUAUUUAUUAGUUGAUUUACACAUUGUGGAUGGUAGUCAUUAUUGGAAGAAAGUUUUUUGGAAGCGAUGGCGAAUUACUUUCAUCAGUGUACCGAGCAAAACCUAGCUGUAAAUAACUUCAUAUUAACGCAUUUUUAGAAGUAUCAAUCAAAAUGGAAUGGCUGGCUAUAAUGAAAAAUGGUAAAUUGUAAAAUUCGGUAAGGAUAAACGUUGGUUCAUGAUGUGUUACUAAAUUUAAAGGAAAAAAGUUAUUUGCGAAAUUGUACAGAAGUAGCUUUAAAGCUUAACUGGCUUUUGUAAAAUUCGCAGUACCUUGGCUUCAGUAGUAGCCGAUUUGAAUUUAGAAUACUAGUAGCGCCUCCAUGUUAAUAGUCGCAAGAGAUAGCUUAAGAUACUCUUCCCCUGACUGAUGACUGUACAUUUUCAGCGAUAUUACCGUCUCAUAAAUCCCACAUUCAUUUUUUGAUUGGUAUUAAGUCAAUUGUCAUACAGUCAUCAUGCGAAUUGCAGAAUCGUUUCGAAUGUAUUUUUAAGGGCGGACGGGACGGUCGGGGAAAUAUCCGCCAUUGCUCUGUUGCUACUAAGAUGGUAAUCUCAGAUUCUACUUCAUAUUUUGCAACAAAAACCUAUCACUGUGUAUGCUCACUUGCAGUGCAUAUGCUGAUUGUUUUUCAGCAUCUUCAGUGCGAUAGAACUCGAGAUUACCAUCUUCAAAAUCGCGAGGCAAAUUGUUAGAAAGAGAGGCAAGAUAGGAAAAAUAACACGGCGUCCCGUUUCACCUUAAGGCGAAACUGGAAGCAUUUCCUCACUUUUUGGUUUUUGAUUUUUUAUUAAAUAACGAAGCAAUAUUUUCAAAAUCGGGUUUCGUGCACAUGUAGAGUAUGGAUCAAGGUAUCUUCUGAAUUUUAUUGCGGUGGAAAAUGUUUUUGAUUUUUGCAGAAACCAUUUUUGAACAAAAUUUCACAAAAAAAUAGUUUCUGCAUAAAUGGAAAACAUUUUCCACCUAAAAAAAAUCAGAAGAUAGGUACCUUGAUCCAUACUCUACAUGUGCACGAAAACCGAUUUUGAAAAUAUUGCUUCGUUAUUUAAUAAAAAAUCAAAAACCAAAAAAAUGAGGAAAUGCUUCCAGUUUCGCCUUAAGUGGGGCGAUCCAUAAAGUAGGUCACGCUUUUAGCGGGGUGUUGAUUGUCGAAAGUGUCCAUACUCGAUCAAACUUAAACUAAACGAACGUAUGACUUUUUAAGUUUAGCAAAACUGUUUUUCAUCAGACCUCCUUAAAGAUUGAAUUCUUGAUAAAGGUCCGAAACGGACCGAAACGUCGGGAAUAAUCAAAACUAGUGUUUUUCAUUCCCCUUGAGACUGUGAAGCCAAACCGUAACACUUCUUUCCACUUUUUCCAAUUUUUCCCGAGACUUUUUACUGUGAUCCUACUGAGAUUUCUCUUAGAGAUUUUACCGGAAUUACUCUCACCGUUUUUCCCACAACCUCUAUCGAAAACUGUCCCGAAAUUCCUUUGGGUGUUCCUUUUGGGUUUUCUUCAACUAAUGAAGUUCUUUCUACGAUUUUCCAGGACUUUUUCUCCGAAUUAUUCAUGAGAUUGUCUUCGAAUUUUAUUGUGAUGAAUUCCCAAAGAAAUAUCGGAUUUCGAUGGAAAAUCUUUGCAAGAUUAGGAGGAAUUCUUUUCAGGAUUUCGAGUGAAAUCCUUUCAGGAAUUCGUGGAAACUCCUCCAAUGAUUUCGAGGAAAUUUCUUCAAGGAUUUUGAGGGAAAUUCAUCCUGGAUUUCGAGGAAAAUUAUCCUAGAAUUCCGAGGGAAAUCCACUCUGGAUUUCGAGGGGAAUUCUCUCUGGAUUUCGAGGGAAAUCUUACAGGAUUUCAUUGAGAACCUUCCUUGAUUUCAAGGGAAAUCCUCCUUGGAUUUCGAGGGAAAUCCUCUCAAGUAAAUCAUCAUCAUCAUCAUUCGAGUGAAAUUCUUCCAAGGAUUUCUAGGGAAUUCCUCCAAAGAUUUCUAGGAAAUUCCUCCAAGUAUUUCUAGGGAAUUCCGCCAAGGAGGGAAAUCCUUCCUGGAUUUCAAGGGGAAAUUCACCCAGGAUUUCAAGGGAAAUCUUUUCAGCAUUUUGAGGGAAAUUCUUUCAAGAUUCUAAGGGGUAUCCUUUCAGAAUAUCGACGAAAAUCAUCCAAGGAUUUUGAGAGAAAUUUCGAGAUUUCGAAGGAAAUCCUUUAAGGAUCUCUAGGGAAGUCCUUUUGAGAUUUCGAGGGAAAUCCUUUCUGGAAUUCGAGGGAAAUCUUUUAAGGAUUUCGUGAGAGAUCUUUUAGAAUUUCGAGGGAAUCCAGUUGGAGCCUCGAGAGAAACUUCGAGGAUAACCAUUGCAGAAAUUUCUUUAAAUAGAAAGACAAAUCCGAAAAAGAAACUGGGACGUCUCAGAAAACCUAUGGGAGAAAUGACGAAUUUUUUUAGCAGUCCCUAGAAGACUUCUGCAGAAGUCUCUCAUAAGUAUUGGAAGAAAUUGUUGGGAAGCCAUCUUGGAAACCCCACUAAAAGAAAUUUCUAGAGAAAUUCUGAAAAUAUUUUUUUAGGAUCUCCGGAAGGAAACCCUCGAUAAAUUCUGGGAUUAUUGCUGGGAAACACUCUGAAAGAAAUCCAGGAGGUAAUUCUGCAUAAAUCCCGUGAAACACUUCAACAGAAAUUUCAAAAGGAACUCUCACAGAAAUACCAGCAAAAAACUCAGAAUUUCGGAAAGAACAGUGGAAAUUUCCAGAAGAAACUCUGGGAGCUAACUCAAGAAAACUCGUAGAUGAGAUCUUGGAAGAAAUACCUUAACAACCUCCGGUAAGUUUCCAGGAAGAGUUCAAGAAGAAAUCUCGGGAAAAAUUCUGUAAGAAACGUAAGAAUGUCAAGAAGUUAUGUGGUCGAAAUCCUAGAGAAAAUUAUGGAAAGAAUACAAAAAAGACACUGGAUUGAAUUUCGGGAGAAAUCUUCUAAAAAAUUUCGAAAAGUUUUCUGGAUUUCCAAGCAAAUCCUUAAACAUAUCUCUGAAAAAAAUCGUAAUUCCUAAAAGAGUUCUAAAAAUCACAGGUUUUUCCCAGAGUUUACUAGUACCCAUCGGAAAGGCCAGGAUCAUAUCGUUCCGCUCGUUUUUGUAAGAAACUGUUGAUGUUCUUUAAUAAUUUCCAGAUUUGCAGGUUUGUGUCGCGGUCGCCAUGUCAUAGUCCUGAUUAUCGCGGAGACGAUAAUUGCAGUCAAUUGAAAACGCAGGUUUGCUGGCUUUAUUUAGAGCUACACAACAUUUCAAGAAACGUUUCAUUCCUUUGACAAAAUACAGGACUCUUAGAGUGGCUUAUGCUACGGAAGCUCUUUACAAAAUAAAUCAGUCCGAACUUUGCUCGUCGCGAACGAUUGAACUGCAAAUCGAGCUGGCGAUUGUUGUGCAUGGGGUAGAACCUUGUUGAAACGUUUGACUCGUUCUGUGACAACUAUGUAACAAUGUAUUGAAGAAAGGCACGUCUUACAACUUGUGCACCACAGAACAAGAAAUGUUCAAAAGAAUUGACUGACAGAUUUUUUUUUAUGAUUGGCUCUAUUUAUUUCAUGACAGAUUUCAUUACAAACUAGAAAUAAUUUGCUGAGUACUUUUUGGACUUUCCUGGACAAAAAAUCCUGUAGCAAUUUCUACAGUAGUCCACGCUUGAAUUUAUGAAGGAACAUCUGCAGAAUUUUCAAUAAGAAUUACUGGAGAAAUUCAUGAAGAAACUUGUGAAGGAAUUCUCAGACAAUUCCCUGAAGGAAAGAAUUUUUAAAAAAUUGGGAAAUUUAGGAACUCCUAAAAAAUUCUUGUGAAAUUUUUGGAGUUUUUUUGAAGAAAUAAAAAAAAGUUUCUUGCGGAAGUAAUUCCUGAAAGAGUUUCUGGAGUCAUUGCUGAAGAAUUACCGGUGGAUUGUCUGAAAACCACAGGAAAUUUUUUUGAAGCAAUCGCUGGAGAAAUACCUUUGGGAACUUUAAGAAAUAUCCCUGGAGGAAUUUAUGAAAAAAAAAACUUGAAUUUUUAAACGUAGUUCUUGAAGAAAUACCAAAGGAAUAAAUCCUAGAUUUUUUUUCUUAAAUUUCUUGAGAAAUUUAUGAAGAAGUUACUGGCUGAAAAUCCCUGAAGCUAUUUUGAAAGUUAAGGCUGGAAGAAUUUUUGACCAAAAACCCUGCUGAAAUUUCAGGAAGAUUUCCUGGAGGAUUUCAUGAAGAAAUUUGUGAAGGAAUUCCUGGUGGAUUCACUGGAGGAUGUAUCUUUCAAGGAAUACAACCUGGAAGAACUCCUGGAAAGUUGCCUUUGAGUGAAUUCCUAAAAGAAUAACUUGAGAAGUUCAAGAACUUCUAGAACAAAUUCUUGAGUUUUCCUGAAGAAAUCCAAAAAAAUAGUGUCUUGAGGAAGUAAUUCCAGAGAAUAUCUUUGUUGUCAUUUUUGAAGGAUCACCAGUGGAAUUUCUGAAACCCACAGGAGGAAUUUAUAAACCAACUCCUAGAGAAAUAUCUUUGGAAACUUUUAGAAAUAUCCCUGGAGAAAUUUCUAAAAAUAUAUCUUUCAAAUUUUAAAUAGAGUCCUUGAAGAAAUAGUAAAAGGUUAAAUUCUAGAGGUAUUUUUUUUAUUUCUUGUGAAUUUAUGAAGAAGUUCCCCGUUAAAAUCCUGAAGUUAUUUUUAAAGUUGGCACUGGAAGCAGUGUAGAAUUAGCAUAAUAUCAAAAUACACAUUAAUAAAACUAAAAAAAAAACAUUGGAAGAAUUGUUAACUAAUAACCCUGCAGAAAUUUUAGAGGCAGUAUCUUUUAAGGAAUACCACCUGGGAGAACUUCUGCAUAUAUCUUUGAGAGAAUUUCUAAAAGAAUAAUUUGAGAAACUUAGAACUUCAAGAAGAAUUUCUUGAGAUAUUUUUGGAGAGAUUUAUGAAGAAAUCUCAUAAAAAAUAGAGAAAAUGUCUGGAAUUAAACUUCAGGGCAGGUCUAAACAAAUCACAGGAGGAAUUCUAUGAAGAACCCCUAGGGAUAUAUCUUUGGGAACUUUUAGAAAUAUCCCUGGAGGAGUUUCUAAAAAAAUCUCUUUCCGAAUUUUUAAACGUAGUUCUUGAAGAAAUGUCAUAGGAAGGGUUAUUUUUUAUUUCCUGAGAAAGUUAUAAAGCAGUUCUUGGCCAAAAGCCCUGUAGAAAUUUCAGAAAAAAAAAUCAUGAAGAAAUUUGUGAAGCAAUUCCUGGAGGAGGAACAUUUUAAAGAAUACCUGGAUGAACUCCUGCAGAUACCUUUGAAAGAUUUCCUAAAAUAAUGUCUUGAGAAAUGUAGGAACAGCUAAAAGAAUUUCUUGAGAUUUUUUUGGAGAGAUUCCUGAAGAAAUCCCAAAUAAAAAAUCCUAAGAAAGAAGAAUCUCUGGAGUCAUUCCUUAAAGAUUACCGGUGGCAUAUCUAGAAAAAAAAAACAAUAGCUCUAAAUAAACUACAGGAGAAAUUUAUGAAACAAUCUCUAGAGACAUACCUUUGUGAAUUUUUGGCAAUAUUCCUAGAGAAAUGUUAAAACACAAAUCUCUUCUGAAUUUUUAAACGGAGUUUUUGAAGAAAUGCCAAAGGAAUAAAUCAUGAAGGAUUUUUUUCUUUUCUAGAGAUAUUCCUGGCGGGCAUAAAUAAAUCACAGGAGUAACUUAUAAAGCAACCCCUAAAGUUAACCCUCUAGAGGAUUGUUUUUUAUUUCUUGAGAAAUUUUUAGAACAGUUCCUGACAAAAAAUCCUGAAACACUUUCUGAAGGAAGAACUGGAAGAUUCACUGACCAGAAACCCUGUGAAAAUUUCAGAAGGAGUGUAAUUCUUGAAGAUACCCUUUAUAAAAAUUUGUGAAGAAAUUCCGGGAAGAUUUUCUAGAUAAAUUUCUUAAUAAUUUUUAAAUAGAAUACUUAAAGAAAUAUCAACAAUACAUAAAUUCCUAGAAGAAUGUAUGUAAGAAUUUCUGAGAAAAUCUCUGGAAAAAUUUCUGAAGAAUAUCCGGAGGAAUUCAUAAAGCAAUAUAUAUAGGAAUACCUGAAGUUAUUUCUGUAGAUACCCCUGGAAGAACUUUGGGAAGAAUCUUUUGAGAAAUCUCUCAAAAACUUCCUGGAGAAAUGCAAAGGAAUAAUUCCUUCUGCAGAAAUGCCUGAAGAUAAGGAGGAAUACCUGGAAAAAUUCUGAAAACGAACUAUGGAGUAGCACAAGAAAUGCCCAUCUAUUGUAAAUUUAAUAAUCCAUAAGUUUCUCCAUGAGCUACGUGGACUAUUAUAUGGGUGUUGGGGAGAUCUGGCCAAAGUUUACGACCCAUAAAAAAACAGAUCCAUCCUUGAGGGGGGGAUGGAGGGGAGGUCUGAGAUGACCAAUAAAGUCUACGUAUAAUUUAUGGACAGCACCUUGUGGAAUUCUGGAAGAAUUUUCUUGUGGAAUCCACAAACAAAUCAUUAUCGAAAUUCCCGAUCCUGAUCCUGUGUCAAGAGUUGAGCGAGAUAUUUUAGAAACUAAAUUAUCGUCAAUAAUUCGUUAUGAAGAUCUGCAAAAGGGACAUUUGUAAAUUUCUCUUGCAACAUACUCAGAAAUUCCUACAAGUUUCCAAGUAAAAUUUCCCUCACAUUUCUCUCCGAAGUUCGGCCAGGAAGAAAUGAGAAUUAUUCAAAGGCACCGCAUCUUUAUUUUUGCCAAUAUACAAACCCACUGUCUUUAAAACUGCUCAUUUCGAAUAGUCCUGUAACUGUAACAUUCUUUAAAAACUUUUUGCUCCCACUCCGAUUACUUAUGGAACGCUGUUAGGGAAAGAACAGCUACUUAAUCGGAGGUUGAAGUAGAAAAGACAUGAAAACUUUCAUUGCCGGCCACGCCCAUCUUCUCCGUUAUGAGGCUAGGAAAGGAUAUGAGUGUUGUAUUAUAUUAAAACACCAAUGUUGAGAGUGACGUAGCUAAGAAAUUUUAUGUCACUCCAUGGGUCUUUUUACUUCAGGGAUGAGGCACAGGCAUUUUUACUGUGUCCUGGCUAACAAGCCUGAGCUUUUAAGCGCCAUUGAUCUCUGUCUCUCUGAAACGAAAAGAAACACAAUUGGGAAUACCUGAAUCAACCUGCUAAGAGCGUUGCCCAGUCUGCAUUACAAGGGUGGAAAGAGAUAGUAGAGAUGGGAUAACAUCUAUUUAUCGAGAUGCCAGCGACUCACCGAUUCCCUCGUAAAUAGAAAGGAGUUAGGAUUUUGGUUAUGGAAUGGUCUGAAAUCAAGAAUGUGGCGUAGAUUUUCAGAUAAUAAGAAUACUGGUACAAGGGGUUUGUAGAGAUGGUUAUUCAGGGGAAUUCCAUCCUUUAACCUCUAGGGCGUUUUGUUCAAAUUUUCUUCAAUUAGUAAUACUUUCGGAAUGAUAAUGAAUUCGUGUAAUCGCUUUAUGAAAUCAAAACUGUACCAAUAUAUAAAACAGGUCGAACUCUAUUAUCCGGAGUCGAGAUCUAAAACAUUUCAGACAUACAUCUGAGGAACGAAAUGCUGUAAAAAGCUGAUUUUUUGACAUUUUAUCAAACCAGCCUUGGUUAGUAAUCAGUCGAAAUUUCAGCUUAGCAGAAUAUUCCGUUCCUUAGUUAUGUUUCGAAAGCUUCUGAACCUGACUGCGGAUAAUCGAUUCCGACCUGUAGUUAGAAAAUGAAUGGGGAUUGAUCAUUGUGUUAACACAUUACAUACUAACAGAAUCAGUUUCGAAAGAUUCUGUCAAAAGUCGAGGGCAGGGUCUUCAACAGAAAACAUAACCAUCAUUUGUACACAUCAGUAGCAACAAAAGCUUCCUUUUUAAUGUUCCCUAGUUUGCUUAAAACGUGUUAGCUAUUACAAAAUCGCGAAUCGCCAUGCUUCCAACAAACUUUGACAAUGAUGACGCCAAAUUCAGAAGUUUUUCGAGAACAUUUGCUCCUUUGCAAUAUGGCCGAUUGGUUUUUUUUUUUGCAUGAUCAUUCUAACUUUGUUCGACUGACGCAAAUGCUUCAUCCUUUUAUGAUGGACGAUUUCGAUUGUCUGAAAUAGUUCCCCGCGCAGAGGGUUCUUUUUAUAGGGACAACAGUUGAGUAGGAGUGAUGACAUACCACCAUUCAGUUUCGGCUUAUCACCUGUUUAUACGCAAGCGAUCACAAUGGAAGUGCUUCAACGGGUUGGAAUCUUCAAGAAGACAAAUCUAUGUAAACUGAGCUGUCGAAGCGUUUUGUUUGUUCGGUUAAAACAGAAGCAUUUCGAUCCAGUUACACCUUUGUUCAAGCGUAGUGUCCCAAAUUUUCGGUUUAUACAUCUGUCAUCUCCUGAGAGUGGCUAAAAUGCCUAGCCGGAGAAGUCAUCACAACCAUACCAAUAUGAUAAAGUAUAACGUAGUACCUAAGUACAAAAAUAUUUAAAUUAAACCAACUCCCCCAAAACAGAUAACGAAAUAGCAAAUUUAAUCGCAACACACAGCAAAUGAGAGUCGAGAUGGAAUAUCUCGCCAUUGGGGUGAUCUUUGUAAUACUCUCUCGUUAAGAUAAUCCAACAUGAUUCAAAGACACCUCCACGGAAUGCAAAAGUGCAAUCCGAUACACACAACAACAACAACACUGUUUAGUUGCAGCCUGCCGACGGGGAAGGCUAACACUUUAGCACGUAAGACAAAUUUAAUCUUAACCAUCAUCAUCGGGUCCGUGACAAUGAACCAUACCAUACAACCCAUCUAUCCUAUAUAAGAGAGAUUAUUCAACUGACAUGAGAAGACGAAGAGAAGGCCCCUCUUCAGAGCCGGAGUGCAACAAGUCAGACCAUAAAACAGUAAAAGUGAGCAAAUAUUAAAAAACAGAAACGGGAUAAAAAAUGAUUAUAUACCCAACAACAGAGUGGAAAACAAAUGUAGAACAAAAGAUAACCCAAUAUUAUGAAUAGAGAAAAGAAACUACAACCAAUCCAGCAAAAAGAAAACAAAAGAAACAUACGUUAGAGGAUAUGUCUAUCGAGGAAAACUGAAAACGAUAACAUUCUUCGUGAAUCAAUAAUAAAGCAAAAAAAAAAACUGUAAUAAAAUGUAA
Aedes albopictus (Asian tiger mosquito) is the source of this 12996-nucleotide messenger RNA. RefSeq names its product serine/threonine-protein kinase ULK2 (gene Atg1). The record is from RefSeq and is a predicted model, not a curated record. Lineage: Eukaryota; Metazoa; Arthropoda; Insecta; Diptera; Culicidae. The coding region runs from base 1117 to 3579 and encodes 820 amino acids. Gene Ontology annotation, biological process: autophagy of mitochondrion; reticulophagy; response to starvation. Gene Ontology annotation, cellular component: cytoplasm; cytosol; phagophore assembly site. Gene Ontology annotation, molecular function: ATP binding; protein serine/threonine kinase activity. The transcript has 15 exons.